Molecule: messenger RNA, 408 nt
Organism: Rosa rugosa (rugosa rose)
Lineage: Eukaryota; Viridiplantae; Streptophyta; Magnoliopsida; Rosales; Rosaceae
Exons: 1
Coding region: 1-408 (135 amino acids)
Source: RefSeq, a predicted model, not a curated record
AUGGCGCGGGAGCAUCGCGGUCGCGGUAGGCGAGAGGGUUCCUCUCGUGGAGGUGAAGGAGUUUCUCGUGGUGGUGUCGGCGCUUCUCGUGGAGGUGACGAGGGUGUUUCUCGCAGUCGUGGCGAGGGUGUUUCUCGCAGUCGUGGCGAGGGUGCUCCCCGUGGGGGUGCGGUGGGCGGUUCCCGAGGAGUUGGUGAGGGUGUUUCCAGAGGACGUGGUGAGGGUGUUCCUGGCAGGGGUGUCGUGGGCAGUUCCCGAGGAGGUGGUGAGGGUUCGUCUCGUGGAGUUCUGAGUAGGGUUGAGCAAGCUGUGGGUUCCGAUGUGCCUAAGGUGGAGAAUGUUGAAGUGUUGGAGAUUCCGCACUCGCCGCGGGGGCGGUUAGUCCUUGGCGAGAUGCCCAUUGAUUAG